AUGGACAAUAUUCCCGACAAGGACUUUCUGGAAUGGCUCGAAGAUGAACAGGACUACGAGCUCGACGCAGGCUGGACUCGGUCGCGUCCUUUCCCGACCGCGCAAGUCGCCAGCGAGCCGACGCAGCGUCCCACGAAGCCAAACGCGGACACUCCCCUCCGAGACGAACCCGCCACGACAAGCCCCGAGAAGCGCGACGCCGCCGCCACGCGCAUCUGGACGGACGAGGAGAUCGCGAAACUCCAUGCAGAUACUAUUGAUAAUCUGCGCGCCCUCCGCAUCGACAUGAAGGAGCAACAGCGAGAGAACGAUAAGCAGCGGAGGAAGUUGGUCAAAGUUCUCUCCCAUCGUGGCAGUCACAAGCCCAGGUCCAGACAAGCCCUCCCGCCGACCGCGCCCCAAUCCGAUCCCGAUCGUCUGUCGACCCCUUGCGGCUUUCCGGAGCACACGACACAAACCUCCCGAGACGAGCAGAACACGAGGACCGACAGGCAACCGGCCGCCCGCGACGAUCAGCCAGGAGAUGUUUGA
Molecule: messenger RNA, 531 nt
Organism: Colletotrichum karsti
Lineage: Eukaryota; Fungi; Ascomycota; Sordariomycetes; Glomerellales; Glomerellaceae
Exons: 4
Coding region: 1-531 (176 amino acids)
Source: RefSeq, a predicted model, not a curated record